AAAAACCUUCCACUCGUCAGUCUAGAAGGAUAAGAGAAGGAAAGUUAAGCAACUACAGGAAAUGGCUUUAGAAGUUCCAAUAUCAGUCUAUCUUUUAUUCAACGCAAUGACAGCACUGACUGAAGAGGCAGCCGUGACUGUAACACCUCCAAUCACAGCCCAGCAAGGUAACUGGACAGUUAACAAAACAGAAGCUGACAACGUAGAAGGACCCAUAGCCUUGAAGUUCUCACACCUUUGCCUGGAAGAUCAUAACAGUUACUGCAUCAAUGGUGCUUGUGCAUUCCACCAUGAACUAGAGAAAGCCAUCUGCAGGUGUUUUACUGGUUAUACUGGAGAAAGGUGUGAGCACUUGACUUUAACUUCAUAUGCUGUGGAUUCUUAUGAAAAAUACAUUGCAAUUGGGAUUGGUGUUGGAUUACUAUUAAGUGGUUUUCUUGUUAUUUUUUACUGCUAUAUAAGAAAAAGGUGUCUAAAAUUGAAAUCACCUUACAAUGUCUGUUCUGGAGAAAGACGACCGCUGUGAGGCCUUUGUGAAGAAUUUUCAUCAAGGCAUCUGUAGAGAUCAGUGAGCUCAAAAUUAAAGUUUUCACAUGAAACAACAAAACUUGUCAAGCUGACUAGACUCGAAAAUAACGAAAGUUGGGAUCACAAUGAAAUGAGAAGAUAAACUUCAGCGUUGGCCUUUAGACUUUGCCAUCCUUAAGGAGUGAUGGAAACCAAGUGAACAAGCUGCAGUGACAGAAGUCAAGUUCAUUGUUUCACUCUGGGUUUUUUGUUGUUGUGUGGUUAUUAUUCUCACUACAGAAAGACUGAGUUUCAUGUCCCUGGCUGUGUCAGAUGUGAAUUUUCAUGGGAAUAAUAAUCAACUUUGCAGCAAGCCAAAGCAAUGCCUUGCUUGGGUUCUUCAUGUUCUUACUACCCAGCAUUUUUUACCACCUAGAUGGACCUAAUUCUAUUUGCUCAAUGAACCUUAUCCCAAACUUGUUGUUUUCAUGGUGUCUAAAAGAAUGUGAUGUCAGCUUUUAGAAUGAAAUCAGUGUUAAAGUACCUCCAGUGAACCAAACAUGUGUCUUAAAUCUAAGCCACUGAAAACAGAAUGGAAAUCCCAAGGCAAAUACAAAUCACACACAGCUUGUAACAACAUACAGCCUUUAUAUGUAAAAUACAGAAUAAACUAGAGUUUCUGAAGACUGAAGCUAUCUGGAUAUCAAGUCUGAAGUAGGCAAAGCAUUUCCAUUUCUACAUGGAUUAUAAAACUUUGUGUUGGACUCACUGGUCCCUAAUGCUUUUGUUCAUCACUUCCUCCAGUUAUCAGUGGAAUUACCCGGUGACCAUUCAUUUGGACCGAGAUCCUAGAACUCUCCUACUGAAUAAAAGUCUACAAUUGGCCCUAAAAUAGAAACUGAAAACAGGAUAUAGAAUUAUUUCACCAGACCACAGCAUGUGGAAACUUUCUUUAUCAUUUUUGAACACUUGUUAACAGAUUUGCACAUAAGAGGGAGAGGGAAAAAAAAUGGAGUAACAGUCAAAAUAAUAAGAAUCAGUAUCCAGGCCAAGCGCAGUGGUUCACGCCUGUAAUCCCAGCACUUUCGAAGGCCGAGGCGGAUGGAUCACCUGACGUCAAGAGUUCGAGACCAGCCUGGCCAACAUGGUAAAACCCCAUCUCUACUAAAAAUACAAAAAUUAGCUGGGUGUGGUGGCGCAUGCCUGUAAUCCCAGCUACUCUGGAGGCUAACACAAGAGAAUCGCUUGAACCUGGGAGGCAGAGGUUGUAGUAAGCCGAGAUGGCCACCCUGCGCUCCAACCUGGGCAACAAGAACGAAACUCCAUCUGAAAAAAAA
This is a messenger RNA of Mandrillus leucophaeus (drill), 1844 nucleotides long. It is a transcript of the gene EPGN, whose product is annotated as epithelial mitogen. Gene Ontology annotation, biological process: positive regulation of cell population proliferation; epidermal growth factor receptor signaling pathway; positive regulation of mitotic nuclear division. The coding region runs from base 62 to 526 and encodes 154 amino acids. The transcript has 5 exons. The record is from RefSeq and is a predicted model, not a curated record. Lineage: Eukaryota; Metazoa; Chordata; Mammalia; Primates; Cercopithecidae.